Molecule: messenger RNA, 1899 nt
Organism: Mus pahari (shrew mouse)
Lineage: Eukaryota; Metazoa; Chordata; Mammalia; Rodentia; Muridae
Gene: Tbcel
Product: tubulin folding cofactor E like
Exons: 9
Coding region: 212-1609 (465 amino acids)
Biological process (GO): protein folding
Molecular function (GO): alpha-tubulin binding
Source: RefSeq, a predicted model, not a curated record
CUGGGGUAGGCUUGAUUUGAUCAGCAAAGGCGGUUCUUUCUGAGCCUAGAAGAAAGGCAAGGACAGACAAGGUUCAUUGUUCUUACCUUCACCCUGCUUAAAAUGCUGUGCUGUUCAUUACUGCUCACACAAACAACUGCGAAGAAGAGUAGAGAUUUGGGGCUUCUAAAGGAGAGAGAAACAGAAGUUUCCAGGAACACAUGGGAAUGAGAUGGAUGAGCUGGCUCCUAUCAGACAAGGUCCAGAUGUCUUCUGCUUUCCUGAAGAACUUCGUGGAACCUAUACAAUGCAAAUGUGUACCUCAACUCUCCAAAUGGACUUUUCAGAAAAGAAGAUGGACCAGCCUAGUGGGAGAAGUUUCAUGCAAGUAUUGUGUGAAAAAUACAGUCCUGAAAACUUCCCUUACCGCCGUGGCCCUGGGGUGGGAGUCCAUGUCCCAGCCACUCCCCAGGGCUCGCCUAUGAAAGAUCGCCUCAACCUCCCGAGCGUGCUCGUGUUGAACAGCUGCGGGAUUACCUGCGCAGGAGAUGAAAGAGAAAUCGCAGCCUUCUGUGCUCACGUGUCAGAACUCGAUCUUUCUGACAACAAGCUCCAAGACUGGCAUGAGGUCAGUAAGAUUGUGUCGAAUGUCCCUCAACUGGAGUUUCUAAACCUGAGCUCCAAUCCUCUGAGUCUGUCAGUUUUAGAGAGAACAUGUGCUGGGUCCUUCUCUGGGGUUCGAAAACUCGUCCUCAACAACAGCAAAGCAUCGUGGGAAACAGUGCACACCAUACUGCAGGAGUUGCCAGAGUUGGAGGAGCUCUUCCUGUGCCUUAAUGACUAUGAAACAGUGUCUUGUCCUUCUGUCUGCUGUCAUUCCCUCAAGCUCCUACACAUCACAGACAACAACCUCCAAGACUGGACUGAAAUCCGAAAGCUGGGUGUAAUGUUUCCUUCACUGGAUACCCUGGUCCUGGCCAACAAUCACUUGAAUGCUAUCGAGGAGCCUGCUGACUCCCUGGCUAGGUUGUUCCCUAAUCUGCGGUCCAUCAGCCUCCACAAGUCAGGUUUGCAGUCCUGGGAAGACAUUGACAAACUAAAUUCAUUCCCCAAGCUUGAAGAAGUGAGAUUGCUAGGAAUCCCUCUUCUGCAGCCAUAUACCACAGAGGAGCGCCGGAAAUUGGUGGUGGCCAGAUUGCCCUCCGUUUCCAAACUCAAUGGCAGUGUUGUGACGGAUGGUGAGCGAGAGGAUUCCGAGAGGUUUUUCAUCCGGUACUACGUGGAUGUUCCACAGGAGGAAGUGCCAUUCAGGUAUCAUGAGCUCAUUACAAAAUAUGGGAAAUUGGAGCCUUUGGCAGAAGUGGACCUAAGACCCCAGAGCAGUGCGAAAGUCGAAGUUCACUUCAAUGACCAAGUGGAGGAAAUGAGCAUCCGCCUGGACCAGACAGUAGCCGAACUGAAGAAGCAGCUGAAGACCCUGGUGCAGUUGCCCACAAGCAGCAUGCUUCUCUACUACUUUGACCACGAGGCCCCGUUUGGCCCGGAAGAGAUGAAGUACAGCUCCCGAGCUCUACACUCCUUUGGCAUUAGGGAUGGAGAUAAAAUUUUUGUGGAAUCAAAAACAAAAUAACCUCUACCAGCCUUGUAAAAACUCACAUAAGGACUUCCUGCAGGGUGUUUGUUUCCAGUGUGCUUUUCUUUAGGAGGAAGGACAUUUCCAUUUUGUUUUGGGUUUUGUUUAGCUUUGGAGGGGUUUUGUAUAUUUUCUUCCCCUAGAAUGGAUAGGUUUUUGGUAUUUUCUACCACAGAUUUUUUUCAGAUCAGUUAGCAGACAUGGCUGCAUCUCCAGUCUAUAUGUGAGAGCAUGCCUGUCUCCCUCUCCCUCUCCCUCUCCCUCUCCCUCUCCCUAACCCUCCACUC